This is a messenger RNA of Myxocyprinus asiaticus (Chinese sucker), 2739 nucleotides long. RefSeq names its product gastrula zinc finger protein XlCGF8.2DB-like. The transcript is spliced from 4 exons. Bases 261 to 1439 code for a protein of 392 amino acids. The record is from RefSeq and is a predicted model, not a curated record. Lineage: Eukaryota; Metazoa; Chordata; Actinopteri; Cypriniformes; Catostomidae.
UGUCGCUGUGACGCCACGAGGUCGGUUGUGAUUCGGAUGAGGGAAGGUUUCUGUUUUCAGCGCUUCGGGCUAGAAGGCUUACAACAAUAAUGUUCAAAAGUGCUCCCGUUAAUGUGUAAAUAGCAUCCACAUAUGAGGAACAUCAGCUUUGGAGAUGCACUGCAAGACAUAAAAUAGUAAAGCCACUUCUGUAACAAUUCACAAAUAAAUGCUGGAAUAAUUCCCAUCGUCCUACAAGAGUGACAUACUAUUGUAAGAAAAUGGAGAUUGUUAAAGAGGAAACUGAGGACUUGAGUGAUCCAGAUCCAUUCAGAAUGACAAAUGAAGAGACUGAAGAACAAAGAGACCUGAUGGAAGUGAAAGAGGAAAGUCAAGAACUGAAUGAAGAGGAGAAACAUCAGUAUCAGACCCCUCAUAAUUUCGUUAUAGAAGAAAUAUCUUUCAAUUCCUCACAGACAGAAAAUGCUUUCUUCCCAAAAAGAAAGCGAAGAACAGGAGCAAACAAUUCUUUCAUAUGCUCUUAUUGUGGAAAGACUUUUGCACGUAAAGGGCACUUUGAGGAUCACUUAAGAAUUCACACUGGAGAGAGGCCGUUUGCAUGCCCCCAAUGUGGAAAGAGUUUCACACAGAAAGGAAAUCUUACAGAUCACAUGAGAAUUCACUCUGGAGAGAGUCCUUUCAUAUGCCUCCAGUGUGGAAAGAGUUUCACACAAAAGAGAAGUCUUAAGGAGCACAUAAGAAUUCACACUGGAGUGAGUCCAUACACGUGUCUUCAGUGUGGAAAGAGUUUCCCACAAAAAGCAUGCCUUGAUGGUCACAUGAGAAUUCACACCGGAGAGAGUCCUUUCACAUGCCUUCAGUGUGGAAAAAGUUUUACACAUCCAAGCAACCUUAAAAGGCAUAGAAGUAUUCAUUCGGAAAAUGAAUUACAUCAAUGUUUACAGUGUGGCAAGAGUUUCAACCAGGCAAGAAAUCUCAAAAAUCAUCAGCGCUUUCAUUCUGGAGAAAGGCCAUUUAACUGUGAUCAGUGUGGUCAAACCUUUCUUUUGGCCUCACACCUAAAAAGACACCUUAAAAUCCAUGCAGAUGAGAAGCCUUACUUGUGUUCCUUUUGUGGAAAGAGUUUUUUAUGGCUUGAGUAUUUAAAAGAGCACCAGAAAAUACACACCGGUGAGAAAGAUUAUGUGUGCUCAGAGUGCGGUAAAGCCUUUAUUAGAGCUGGUGACUUGAAAUUGCACCAAAGAAUCCAUACUGGAGAGAAACCCUACAAGUGCUCACUUUGUGAAAAGAGUUUUGCUCAGCUAGGAUCCCUGCAUAAACAUGAGCGAGUUCAUACUGGAGAGAAGCCAUACAGCUGCACUUUAUGUGGGAGAAGUUUCAGCUCAUCAAGUUAUCUUCUGACUCAUAGAAAAAAGCAUUGUCCAAAGUUAACACAGUGAGCAAAGUUUAUUCUCAGGUUCACUGCUUUCAAAAUCAUGUAAAUUCAGAUUUUUUUAUUUUCUCUCUCACACACACACAUAUACACUGGCGGCCAAAAGGUUGGAAUAAUGUACAGAUUUUGCUCUUAUGGAAAGAAAUAAAAGGUACUUUUAUUCACCAAAUUGGCAUUCAACUGAUCACAAUGUAUAAUCAGGACAUUAAUAAUGUGAAAAAUUACUAUUACAAUUUGAAAAAAAAUUUCAGAACUUCUUAAACUACUUCAAAGAUUUCUCAUCAAAAAAUCCUCCACGUGCAGCAAUGACAGCUUUGCAGAUCCUUGGCAUUCUAGCUGUCAGUUUGUCCAGAUACUCAGGUGACAUUUCACCCCACACUUCCUGUAGCACUUGCCAUAGAUGUGGCUGUCUUGUCGGGCGCUUCUCACGCACCUUACAGUCUAGCCGAUCCCACAAAAACUCAAUGGGGUUAAGAUCCAUAACACUCUUUUCCAAUUAUCUGUUGUCCAAUGUCUGUGUUUCUUUGCCCAAUCUAACCUUUUCUUUUUGUUUUUCUGUUUCAAAAGUGGCUUUUUCUUUGCAAUUCUUCCCAUAAGGCCUGCACCCCUGAGUCUUCUCUUUACUGUUGUACAUGAAACUGGUUUUGAGUGGGUAGAAUUCAAUGAAGCUGUCCGCUGAGGACAUGUGAGGCGUCUAUUUCUCAAACUAGAGACUCUGAUGUACUUAUCCUCUUGUUUAGUUGUACAUCUGGCCUUCCACAUCUCUUUCUGUCCUUGUUAGAGCCAGUUGUCCUUUGUCUUUGAGGACUGAAGUGUACACCUUUGUAUGAAAUCUUCAGUUUUUUGAUAAUUUCAAGCAUUGUAUAGCCUUCAUUCCUCAAAACAAUGAUUGACUGACGAGUUUCUAGAGAAAGCUGUUUCUUUUUUUGCCAUUUUGGACCUAAUAUUGACAUUAAGACAUGCCAGUCUAUUGCAUACUGUGGCAACUCAAAAACAAACACAAAGACAAUGUUAAGCUUCAUUUAAUGAACCAAAUAGUUUUCAGCUGUGUUUGAUAUAAUGGCAAGUGAUUUUCUAGUACCAAAUGAUCAAUUUAGCAUGAUUACUCAAGGAUAAGGUAUUGGAGUGAUGGCUGCUGGAAAUGGGGCCUGUCUAGAUUUGAUCAAAAAUUACUUUUUCAAAUAGUGAUGGUGCUGUUUUUUAAAUCAGUAAUGUUCUGACUAUAUUUUGUGAUCAGUUGAAUGCCACUUUGGUACCAACUUCCUUCCGAAACACCAAAAUCUGUACAUUAUUCCAAACUUUUGGCC